Molecule: messenger RNA, 720 nt
Organism: Myotis myotis
Lineage: Eukaryota; Metazoa; Chordata; Mammalia; Chiroptera; Vespertilionidae
Product: translation initiation factor IF-2-like
Exons: 4
Coding region: 1-600 (199 amino acids)
Source: RefSeq, a predicted model, not a curated record
AUGCGCUCAGCCCCGCUGGCAUCCUGGAGGGCGGCGCGCAGCCAUGGCGAGAGGCCGCGCCGCGGCGCCCGCACCCGUGUCCGCGCCCGCAGCAGCGCCCCCGCCCGCCGCCCCUGGGCCCAGCCGGCCGCCGCCCGCGCGCGCCCCGACCCAGUAACUCCCGCGCCCCGCGAGCCAGGCGCCCCCCAAAGAGGGGCUGCGCGCGGGAGGGAGCGGCGGAGCCCCACGACCCCCGCGUCCCGGAGCCCGAGCCCGAGCCGGGAGCGCCGAGCCGGCGGGCGGGCGGCAGCAGGAGGAGGCGCCGAAGCCGAGCCCGCCGCGUGCACCCCGCGCCCCCGGCCGGCUGCUGCUGCUGCACCGGGACGCCGAGCCGCCGGGCGGCCGGGCCGGGCCGAGGACAGCCAGGCGGCGGCCGGCAGAACCCAGCGCCGGGCAGUCGGGCGCCCGAGGCCCCCGGGACCUCGCCUGCUCUCGGCCGCGCCCCGUGCGCCUCUCGCGGGAAGCUCAAAACAGACCAAACUAUCCUGUACUAUGUAUCAGAAUGCGGAUGGUUACCAAGGAGGGAGUAAUGGGGAUACAAGGUGCAUAUACGCCCCGUGAGGAAGCCCCGCUGGUGUGCCGGACCCACCGGGGGCCGUCCGCCCGACGGCGCCAGUCUCCGGCAGCGGGACCCCCGAUGGCAGUGGGCACCUCCCCGUGAAACCUGCCAAGCUGGACGCC